This is a messenger RNA of Ostertagia ostertagi, 1239 nucleotides long. The record is from the annotation of a GenBank genome assembly. NCBI's taxonomy places the organism in Eukaryota, Metazoa, Nematoda, Chromadorea, Rhabditida, Trichostrongylidae.
AUGCGACUACUUUGGAUGAUCUUGUCAAUAUCUGCAGGUGCUCUUGGUUUGGACAACGGACUGGCCAGGACACCUCCCAUGGGUUGGAUGUCAUGGACACAGUUUCGUUGCCAAACCAACUGUGACAAGUAUCCUGAUGACUGUAUCAAUGAGAAACUCUACCAGGAGAUGGCAGACAGACUAGUAUCGGAUGGAUAUCGUGACGCCGGUUAUAACCAUAUCCACAUUGACGAUUGUUGGAUGGAACGAAGUCGUGAUGCUGACGGACGACUUGUUGCUGAUCACACGAGAUUCCCUGCAGGAAUUAAAGCGCUCGCUCAAUACGUCAGCGGAUUUUUUCUUCAACUUGAAUAUUAUAUAAAUAGGGACAUAUUCCAACGCAAUGGUGAUCACAUGACAGUGCGAAGGAAACAAAUAAGGAAAUUUCAGAUCGAUGCGCAGACUUUUGCCGACUGGGAGUGCGAUUAUCUGAAGCUAGACGGUUGCCACAUGAAACAGUCGGAGCAGGGUGUUGGAUACCCGGAGAUGGAGCAGGCUUUAAAUGCAACUGGUCGCCCAAUUAUGUAUUCGUGUGAAUGGCCAUAUUAUCUGAUUGAUGAGCAAAAACAGAUUAACUACACCGCAAUAGCACAAUCAUGCAACCUCUGGCGGAACUUCAAUGAUGUGUCAAACUCGUGGGCAUCGAUUUUGAGCAUUAUGGCUUUCUACAAUCGAUUCCAGAACGAGCUGAUUGAGGUGACAGGACCAGGUCAAUGGAACGACCCUGAUAUGCUCGUCAUUGGAAUGAAAAAUGGAUUGACAGUCGACCAGGCGAAAGUACAAAUGAGUGUUUGGUCAAUAUGGUCAGCUCCACUAAUUAUGUCAAACGAUCUUCGUGAAAUCGACCCAAAAUUCAAAGAAAUUCUUCUCAAUCGUGAUGUCAUUGCCAUAGAUCAGGAUCCCAUGGGUAAAAUGGGGCGAUUGAUGCUAUCAAACGACAACACUGCCGUGUACGUGAAGCCAGUGAUGCCGAGAGAAGUCAGCGACACCUCUUUUGCCAUAGCCGUUGUCAAUAAGCAUCUAUCUGUUACCUACACGAUCAAGUUCGCAUUGAACAAAGUUGGUAUGAAUCAUGAGGCUGGAUACCAGAUCAAAGAUCUCUGGUCUGGACAGGAUAUGGGAGUAUUCAAGCCUACGGACACACUCACUGUGCAAGUACCUGCUACAGGAGCGGCAAUGUUCAAAGCGACUAUUGUUUAA